This is a messenger RNA of Lingula anatina, 1067 nucleotides long. RefSeq names its product cilia- and flagella-associated protein 119. Lineage: Eukaryota; Metazoa; Brachiopoda; Lingulata; Lingulida; Lingulidae. The record is from RefSeq and is a predicted model, not a curated record.
ACGCCGCAGCCCACCUGCCAGAAUCAACCGCAGAGAUUAAACUUAGAAAUGCCUGAAAAUAUUGUACAGGAACCACCUAAACUGGUUCAGCCCAGGGAACAUAAGGCGAAGGUGCUAGUAUGGGCUGAUCUAACGGUAGCAGACAUGGAUAGUCUGGAGGAAGCUUCCACAGUGGAUGAUAUAAAGAACAUCUUGAGAACAACAGCCAGUCUGAAUACAAAUGGUGAUGACACACUGAAGACAGAUAUCUUGUUAGAUCUCUACUACUACACCAUACAGUUUGCCAGAGACAAUAACUUUACCAAAGAACAGACAUCAGCAUUUUUCUCCAUUGUGAAGAGAGUUCAUGAUGUUGCCACAGAAACUCCCUUUGGAAAUGUAGAACAAUGUUUCAAGCUGUUCAAGGAUCUCAUUCUGUGCCAUGCUGUAAAGAGGCCUCCUUUCAGCAUUGACCUGUUUUCCCCUGAUGAGUUGCGAAAAGUGACAGAUUAUGUCAUCCACACAUACUUCAGACAUUAUAAGCUAUACAAGUAUGCCUUCACACCCAUGGUGCGACUGGAUUUAUCAAUGAAUUAUAUAGGAGUUCCAGUCACAUCUCCAGCGCCAUCUGAAGCUGGGGAGGACGUAGCAGUGGAGACAGAACCUACUGAGGGGACAGAGGGGGAGGCACAAGAUGCUGAACAAGCUCCAGAACCUCAAGAAGAACAGCCACAGACAGAAGAAUCCGAGUCUGCUAAAGAACUGCGCUCCAUGAUCCAGGCCCAUUUAACAGAGGAGAUGAACAAAUUAAGACUUUCUAUGGAAGAACAGAUAAAAGUCACGGAUGAGGCACUGAACAAAAAACUUUCUGCACUAGAAGGAAAUGCUGCUGGCAAGGGUGGGCGAGCUUCUAGUAAGGGGAAAAAGAAAUAAAUGUCUGCAGGUCAUUCCACAACUCUGAACUAUGUUGGCUAUUAAUAGCCAAUUUCAAAUUACACACUCCAUGAGAGCAUGUUUUCUAGAGGGGAUAAACAAUACCAAGGGCUGUUCAUGUAAUGGCAUCCAAACAAUGGAAAGAUAAGUUGAAC